CAGCACAUUACAACAAUUAUCAUGGAUAAUAAUAAUAAUUCACCCUCUCAAGGUUCCAGUUUCAUAGGGAAGCAUCGAUUGGCUGCCAUAAUUUCUCAACAAAAUCAACAAAUUCAGAUCAUUCAGGAAGAGUUGGAUCAGCUGGAAACGCUGGGUGAAUCGUCGCUUGUGUGUCAACAGCUGAUAUCAAGCGUUGAAUCGCGUAAAGAUGCUAUGCUUCCUGUGACGAAAGGACCCGCUGAUGGUGGAUGGGAUCGAUGGUUUCAACGAGCGAAUCAAUCUUCUUCACGAAAUCGCAAACAUUGGAUAUGAUAUGAUAUGAUACUAUGAUUGCCGUUUGAUAUAGCACCAUUUUCGCUUUUCCUCUCUAAUUCUGUAAAUCUUUCUUCCAAAGUUUAAUGAGUUAAACCCGAAACGAUGAUCAGGCUAAUUUGGUUUCGAUGACGCUUUAGACAUUGGAAAACUGAUCUUGUACUCACUUUAUUUUGUUUGUAAUUUGACAUGAAACAGUGGUUUGUUUAUCAA
Helianthus annuus (common sunflower) is the source of this 525-nucleotide messenger RNA. RefSeq names its product guanine nucleotide-binding protein subunit gamma 2-like. Bases 22 to 312 code for a protein of 96 amino acids. NCBI's taxonomy places the organism in Eukaryota, Viridiplantae, Streptophyta, Magnoliopsida, Asterales, Asteraceae. Gene Ontology annotation, biological process: G protein-coupled receptor signaling pathway. The transcript has 4 exons. The record is from RefSeq and is a predicted model, not a curated record.